CUACGACGAGUUCGUCGAGGAUGGGCGGCUCGAGCUCGGGAAGCGUGGAGAGAAGGAGGCGAGGAGCCGACACAGGCGAGAGAUGGCAGAACUGAUCAACGCCGCAGAGGGAGCCUCAGAAGACGAGGAUACAGAUUCGGACGCCGAGCGGAAAGCGGCAUAUGAGGCUGCACAGACCAGGGCAGCCAUGGACGGACUGCACCGCCUCGCAGAUGAGGAAGAUAUUGGCGGGGUGGGGAGGCUGGUGAUACCGAAGAUGAAGCCCCUGCCAGAGCUGAGGGACAGCCUGGCGCGGAUGAGGGACCUGGUCAGGGAGAUGGAGGAACAGGUCGCCGCGAAACGGAAACGGAUCGAGGGCAUCGAGAAGGAGAAGAAGGAGAUCCUAGACAGGGAGCAGGAGGUCCAGGAUGUUCUGAACCAGGCGGGGAUGAAGUACCAGUCCGCCAUGGGCAUCAAGAGCGAGCUUGCAGUGGAUCCGGUGACGCUGGCGGCGCAGUCGCCACUGCGGCCCGGCGCUCCUGGUGCGCAGAUGCGGCCCGAAGAAAGGGGCUUGGAGAGCUUCGGGACGCCUACAAGAACAGCACAAGACGUUGGUGAUGAUGAUGCAAUGGAGGAAUGAUACCCAAAAGUCUUGAUAGAAAAGGCGUCACAAAAUCAAUGACAAAACACCCAUUGAUAGAUG
Molecule: messenger RNA, 682 nt
Organism: Cryphonectria parasitica EP155
Lineage: Eukaryota; Fungi; Ascomycota; Sordariomycetes; Diaporthales; Cryphonectriaceae
Exons: 1
Coding region: 83-619 (178 amino acids)
Biological process (GO): spliceosomal complex disassembly
Cellular component (GO): U2-type post-mRNA release spliceosomal complex
Source: RefSeq, a predicted model, not a curated record